UUCUCACUAGACAGUUUACUCAUUCUCUGAUCUGAACCGGUGAGGAAACAUCUAAGGACUCUACCAAUACACGCCACCGGAAUGAAGAGUAUCGCAUUGUUUAUUCUUUUUUUGCUUCUGAGGCUCAUGGUUUGUCAAGGAGCCAACCCCUGUUGCUCUCAGCCAUGUCAGAAUCGAGGUGUUUGUACAACUCAGGGAUCUGACUCCUAUGAAUGUGACUGUACAAGCACUGGUUACUAUGGCCAAAACUGCACAACACCCGAGUUUCUCACAUGGGUAAAAGUUUCUCUGAAGCCCGCUCCCAACACUGUGCAUUACAUUCUCACCCAUUUCAAAGGCUUGUGGAAUAUUGUCAACAAAGUGUCAUUUUUGAGGAACGCCAUAAUGCGUUAUGUACUAACAUCACGAGCCCAUCUAAUCGAGAGCCCUCCUAUAUUCAAUGCUGACUAUGGUUACAAAAGCUGGGAAGCUUACUCCAAUCUCUCCUACUACACUCGCACACUGCCCCCUGUCCCGCAUGAUUGCCCAACGCCAAUGGGAGUCACAGGUAAGAAAGAGCUGCCAGAUGUGAAGCUGGUGGCUGAGAAACUGCUCCUCAGGAGAAAGUUCAUCCCGGACCCUCAACACACCAGUCUUAUGUUUGCUUUCUUCGCCCAACACUUCACACACCAGUUCUUCAAAACCGACAUGAAGAAAGGUCCAGCUUUCACAAGAGCUCUGAAUCAUGGGGUUGACUUGAGUCAUAUAUAUGGACAGGACCUUGAUCGCCAACACAAGCUGAGACUUUUCAAGGAUGGCAAGCUGAGAUAUCAGAUUGUAGAUGGUGAGGUGUAUCCUCCAACAGUCAGUGAGGUUCAAGUAGACAUGCACUACCCUCCUCAUGUACCCGAGACCCGUCGUUUUGCUGUUGGUCAUGAAGCCUUUGGACUGGUUCCUGGACUCAUGAUGUACGCCACCAUAUGGCUGCGCGAACACAACCGCGUAUGUGAUAUUCUAAAGCAAGAGCAUCCUGACUGGGAUGAUGAGAGGCUGUUUCAGACCACACGGCUCAUCCUGAUUGGUGAGACAAUCAAAAUCGUGAUUGAAGAUUAUGUCCAACACCUAAGUGGUUACCAUUUUAAGCUCAAGUUUGAUCCCGAAAUUCUUUUCAACGAGCGUUUCCAGUAUCAGAACAGGAUCUCCUCUGAGUUCAACACCCUUUACCAUUGGCACCCCCUUAUGCCUGAUGAUUUUCACAUCCAAGAUGAAGUCUACAAUUACAAACAGUUUGUCUUCAACACAUCUAUACUGACUGACCAUGGUGUCAACAGCUUGGUUGAGUCCUUCACCAAUCAGAUGGCUGGAAGGGUGGCUGGAGGGCGUAAUGUUCCACCGGCUGUUUUGAUGGUGGCCAUGAAGUCAAUUGAAGACAGCAGGAAAAUGCGCUACCAGUCUCUCAAUGCCUACAGGAAACGCUUCAACAUGAAGCCAUACAAAUCCUUUGAGGAUAUGACAGGAGAGAAGGAGAUGGCUGCUGAACUUGAAGAGAUGUAUGGGGACGUGGACGCAGUGGAGCUUUAUACUGGUCUGCUGGUUGAGAAGCCAAGGCUCAACGCCAUCUUUGGAGAGACCAUGGUGGAGAUGGGUGCCCCCUACUCCCUCAAAGGACUUAUGGGAAAUCCCAUCUGUUCACCUGAGUACUGGAAGCCGAGCACCUUUGGCGGAAAAGUGGGAUUUGAAAUUGUUAAUACUGCUUCUCUGCAGAGGCUGGUUUGCAAUAAUGUCAAAGGGCCCUGUCCCAUGGCAUCCUUCUAUGUGCCUAAUAUAAAAUAUUCAGUUCCAGCCACUAUUAAUGCAAAUAAAAAAAUGUCUGACAGAAUCGUUAAUGAGGAUUCAGUGACUGUAACUCACACAGGACCAAAGGGUGUCAUCAAUGACUGGCGCAAAUUUAAACUGGAGAGUAUGGACCAGGAAGCUCUGCCUCCUAGCAAGAGAGAGCUGCUAAGACAGAUGUCCUCCCCACAAAAACCUAAAGACAUGUCUGUGGGUGGAAUCAAUCGCAAGAUGAGCGCUCAGGAGUACGAGCUGAUAAAGGAGGAUGAUGAGAGAAGUCUGCACAAGUACCGUAAGCAGUGUAUGCAGGAGAUGCAUGAGCGCCUGAGCUUCGGGCCCAAAUUUGAGGGUGUGUACGAGCUUGACAGUGGUGAGGCCUUUCUGGAGGUGAUAGAGAAAGAGCACCGGCUCACAUUAGUGGUGGUGCACAUCUACAAAGAUGGAGUGCAAGGGUGUGAGGCACUUAACAAUUGCCUGGAUUGCUUGGCCAUUGAAUAUCCAAGUGUUAAAUUCUGCCGCAUUACUGCAACCUCCACUGGUGCUGGCGAGCGUUUCUCCGAUGAAGUGCUGCCUGCUUUGUUGGUGUACAAAGCUGGAGAGCUGCUUGGGAACUUCCUUGCUGUUAUACAGCAUUUCAAUGAGGAGUUCUUUGCUACCGAUGUAGAGGCUUUUCUCAAUGAGUAUGGACUGCUUCCAGAGAAGGAGCUUACCCCUGGAGCUGAUGAGGAUGAAGCAGAUGUGGAGUGAUGAAAGAUGGCAGAGAGUAGGAAUGGAUGAAAUGAACAUGAGAAAGGAUAAGAAUAAUUUUCAUUAUUCUUCCAGCUAACAGGCACGGAUGAGUUGCAUCAAUGUGCAUAUAGCUCAGCAUAAAAAUCUCUUUGAGCAUGGUAGAGAAAAACAAAUGUUUUGUACAGCAACAUGAAAAGGUAUUACGUUACAUCAAUUGCACGUCAAUUCCAGUUUUUCAGAUAUGAAUAAUUACACAAGAUGAUAACUACAUCAAUGAAUGUGAAAUACAACAAUGAAUUAGUGUAAUUUGGAAUACUUAUUUACUUACUGUACAUGUGUGUUUGCAUAGUGUUACAGAAUGGUCAAUGAUGGUAACAUUUGUUUUUCAGAGUGCUUCCUUUUGAAAAAACAAAAAGUAUUUAUAUACUUUAGAAACUGUUCAUGCUCAUUGUUCUGUGUACAGAAAUAUACAGUAUCCCAAGUAAUCUUUGGAACCAUUUGGGUUAUGAUUAGUCAGGUUUUCACCUAUUUCUGCUAUAGAAGUACAUGCACAAUUGUUUAGGCUGGAGUUUUCUAUAAACCAGAAGAUUAUGAUGUAAACGGUUUUAGGCAUACUUCAAUAAAUGCAAAUGGAAACUUUAAACAUUUCCCCUGCCUGUACUGUAAAUAAUAAUAAAAAAAAAAUAAAAAAAAUCUGUAGGCUUAAAACACAUGCUUCAAUUACACACAAAUUACAUGUCACUUGGAAGUCAGCAAAUUAAAGAAUCAAUUUGGAGUGUAAUAAAGUGAA
Myxocyprinus asiaticus (Chinese sucker) is the source of this 3331-nucleotide messenger RNA. RefSeq names its product prostaglandin G/H synthase 2-like. Gene Ontology annotation, biological process: cyclooxygenase pathway; regulation of G protein-coupled receptor signaling pathway; response to oxidative stress. NCBI's taxonomy places the organism in Eukaryota, Metazoa, Chordata, Actinopteri, Cypriniformes, Catostomidae. The transcript has 13 exons. The record is from RefSeq and is a predicted model, not a curated record. Gene Ontology annotation, molecular function: oxidoreductase activity, acting on single donors with incorporation of molecular oxygen, incorporation of two atoms of oxygen; prostaglandin-endoperoxide synthase activity; peroxidase activity. Gene Ontology annotation, cellular component: cytoplasm; neuron projection. Bases 82 to 2559 code for a protein of 825 amino acids.